AUGUCUGGCCGUCAGGGUGGGGCCAAACUGCUGCUGUACCUGGGGCUGUGCCACUUGGGCCUGGGGGCCAUGGUCCUGGCCUUCUCCUUCACCAGCAUGGCCUUCACAUCCUCAGCCCGCGUCCGACAGUCCUGCCCCUUCUGGGCCGGCUUCUUUGUUGUGGCGUCAGGGUUAGUUGGACUUAUCUCAUGGAGAAGACCACUCACUCUGGUGGUGUCCCUCUUCAUGCUGCUGUCUGCUGUGUGUGUCAUCCUUAGUCUGGCUGGAUCCAUGCUCUCCUGUCAGAACGCACAGAUGGUCAAGUCACUCCUCACCUGCCAGGUGGAGAAUGGGUUGUGUGUGUGUUGCGCCCCAACACACUCCUGCUCUAUAAACGAGGAGGAGACCUUGGUACUCUACCUAAACGCAGACUGCCACUCUGUCAGACAUCAGCUCAAGGACCUGUUGUUCAGUGCUUGUGGUCUGAGUAUUCUCUCUACCAUCAUCUGUACUCUCUCUACUGUCACCUGUAGUAUACACAUCUUCUCACUGGACCUAGUGCACCUGCUCGCCCCGCACCGCUCUCGCUCCGUCAACCCAGAAUGCACCACUCCUCAGGACGCCUUCCUGACCAACAUCAUGGACUUUGAGGAGUUUGUCCCGCCCAUUCCUCCGCCCCCCUACUACCCCCCUGAAUACACCUGCAGCUCUGAGACAGACGCACAGAGUAUCACCUAUAACGGGUCGAUGGAGAGUCCAGUUCCUCUGUACCCCACUGACUGUCCCCCUCCUUAUGAAUUAGUGAUGGGACAGAGAGCAGCUAGCCAGGCCACGGUGUUUGACAGCCAUGGGAACGAGCUGUCUGGAGAGAGGGCCACAUCCACUGCCUUCAGCGGAGAGGUCUCCAUGGACAGUGGUUCUCUGUUGAUGUCGGAGAUCAUUGACAUCCCAGAUGACUCCUCACCUUCAGAGGACUCCUGCCUCGUGGGGAGUCCCCUGGUAGAGAGUCCCCUGGUGGACCCCAGGGCCAGGCGAUGCUACAGAGGAGAGAGGUCCAACUCCUGCUCCUCGUCUAGCACUGCUACAGCUACAUACAGGUCUCCAGUGUUGAGGCGACAGGCUAUGUUGGCCAGUAGUUGUUCCCAGUUGGAGCUGCUAGGGGGCGCCACCUCUCACCAGCGCUCCUCUAUCCUAGAGAAACGAGUCGGGCCUUGCACCCCUUUACGACGCGGUUCUGCCUCUGCCUCUGCAGCUCCUCCCACUUCCUCAUCCUCAGCUGUCAAUCAGCAGGGUGGUCAGGGCAACGGGGUGCCCCUCCCCCUACAGCCGUUGUACCUGCGUCGUCAGGGAGGAGGGAGCGAGAGGGGGGAUAGUGAUGGGCUUCUGCCCCUAGUGAGGUCACACAGCGAGCCUGGUCUCAGCUCUUCUGCUGAUACUGUUGACUUCAGUGGUGGCUCAGUGGGCAGUAAAGGAGUGAGGGAGAACUCUCAGACCUCUACAGACACAGGUCCGUCCUCCGAGGCAUGCCUGCAGCCCCGGUCCUCUCUGGUGCCCCCCUCAGCCCUCCUCCCCAGGAAGGGCAGUGUGAAGGCAGCCACCAUGGGGCGCACCUUGCCCCUCUCCAAAGGCCCCGCCAACUCUCCCUUGCACCUGCCCAAAGAAUGCAACCGCUCUCUUGGGGACCUCAAGGUGACGAGGGGGUUGGUGGCUCGCUUCCUGCAGCGCUCCAAACGGAACCUGGCGUCCGCCGCAGAGCAUUCUGGGAACACGGGACAGGGUCAGAAAAGGAGAGGCGGAGUGGAGGGCAACGGGACAGGCCAUCUCCCUUUAGAGCAGGUGUUACGUAACUCCUGGGGGGCCAGCCAGGGAUCCCACCCGCCACACCCUCAUCACCGUGGUCACCACCACUCCCAUAGCGACAGCCGCCACAACCGCCGUCAUAGCAACCAACCCCCUGUGACGGAGGGGAUCCACUUGCGCAGCUGCGGCGACUUAAGCUCCUCCUCCUCUGCGUCGCUAUGGCGAUUACUGACGCCCAACCUCCCUCACGGGUCAUCAGGGGCACUGUAUACAGAGUCAGCCCUGUGA
Molecule: messenger RNA, 2067 nt
Organism: Salvelinus namaycush (lake trout)
Lineage: Eukaryota; Metazoa; Chordata; Actinopteri; Salmoniformes; Salmonidae
Gene: entrep3
Product: family with sequence similarity 189 member B
Exons: 15
Coding region: 1-2067 (688 amino acids)
Cellular component (GO): membrane
Source: RefSeq, a predicted model, not a curated record